Messenger RNA from Parnassius apollo (apollo), 1629 nucleotides. The record is from the annotation of a GenBank genome assembly. Lineage: Eukaryota; Metazoa; Arthropoda; Insecta; Lepidoptera; Papilionidae.
AUGCAGGAGUAUCCUGUCAAAGAGGGGGACUUCGGGAAAUAUCAAUGCUUCCAAUUUAUUCUUCACAUACUGGCGGCAAUGACAGCCGGCAUGCACAUGCUGUCUCUGGUAACAGUGGCUGCGGUACCUGAACAUAGAUGUGCCCUCGAAGGAAUAGACAGCAUGAAUUUUACUGAACCGUGGAAUUCCUCUCUAGUACAAAAUGCUAUCCCCAUAAAUGAACACGGAAGGUUGGAUUCUUGUAACGUGUAUGGGGUAAAUAAAUCAUUUGAAGAGUGUCGCUCGUGGGUUUACGACACUAAAUACUAUUCAUCAUCGCGCGGGAUUGAAUGGGAUCUAGUGUGCAGUCGCCGAUGGAUGGGUGCCGCAGCACAAACCGCAUACAUGUUUGGUGUAGUCGUCGGCUCAGUCGUACUUGGUCGUCUAUGUGACAAACUGGGUAGGAAAACAAUUUUUGUCUGGUCUGGAGUUCUCCAACUAGCAUUUGGCAUAGCAGUUGCUUUCACCACAGAAUAUUAUACAUUUGUAGCAGUUCGAUUUCUUUAUGGUAUUUUUGGAUCUGGUUCUUACAUAGCCGGUUUCGUAUUGACCAUGGAGCUUGUCGGACCAAGUAGACGUACCGUCUGUGGCGUUACAUUUCAAAUUAUGUUUGCAAUCGGAAUAAUGCUUUUGGCCGCUUGGGGAUACCUUUUAGACAAUAGAUUCUAUUUGCAAAUUUUAUAUGCAUUACACGCAGCGAUAUUACUUCCACACUGGCUUAUAAUGGAUGAAUCUCCCAGGUGGCUGUGGGCUCAAGGCCGCGCUCGUGAGUCGGUUGCCAUUAUAGAAAAAGCUCUAAAAAUUAACAAAUCAAAUGAAACUGUGGAUACUGCUUCACUGGUAUCUCAAUGUAAAGUAGCGAGCGCGAAAUAUUCUGACGAGCAUUCAGCUGGAACGUUUGACCUUUUCAAAACGCCUAAUAUGCUAAAGAAAACUUUAAUAAUCUGUGGCUGCUGGUUUGCCAAUUCUGUUGUUUAUUACGGUUUAUCUCUGAAUACUGGAAAACUAAAUGGAAAUCCCUAUUUUAUAAUGUUUCUAAUGGGUGUAGUCGAACUACCCAGCUAUGUAAUAAAUAUGUAUUAUUUAGACCGAGUAGGUCACCGAGCACUGAUCAGUGUCAUGAUGUUGUUAGGUGGGGUUUCUUGCUUAGUUGUAGUCGCUUUACCUCAUGGUUCUACGUCCACUACCGGCGUUGUUAUGCUUGGAAAACUUUUUAUAUCCGGAUCUUAUUCAAUCAUCUAUAAGUAUUCAGCGGAACUGUUUCCAACUGUGGUACGAAGCUCAGGGGUCGGUCUCGGAAGUAUGUGUGCAAGUGUAUCUGGUGCGUUAACACCUUUGAUCAGUUUGCUCGAUACACUCAAUCCAAAAAUCCCUACUAUAAUCUUUGGAUUUCUAGCUUUGUUAUCCGGGUUUUCUACAUUCCUACUGCCCGAAACCAUCGGCAGAAAUCUACCGCAAUCAAUUGAAGAUGGGGAGAAAUUCGGAGUUGGAGAUACUUGUUUCACAAACUGCAGUGGUAAAAGAAUGAGUAAUACUUCUUUGGAUCUUCCUGAAACUAUGGUACCAUUAGAUGCAGAAAAGAAGCAAUGA